AUGGUAAGCAGUACUCGAUCUGCGAAGAAGAAUACAGAUGAAUUGGUUGGUAAUAGUUCGAAGAAAAAAAUGGUCAAUAAAGAACAACAAUCAAACUUCAUUCCGGAAAAAGCUGAUGUCUUGGGUUUGAGAAGGUCAGCUCGGGAAACGCAGUCGUCGAAACUCAAGACUCAAAGCCCGCAAAGUACUCGGAAAUCUGAGCGUAUAGAGAGGCAGACGCCACCCGUAAUUCCUUCAGUGAAGAGGAAAUCUGAUAGAAUUGAGAAACAUAAUCUGACGAGUACCCCAAGGAAGUCUGACAGGGGUAAGAAAAUUAAUUCAUCAAGGUCUUCAGGAUCCAAGCAAUCUGUAAAACGACUUAGUCCGUUAAAUAUGAAAAAGAAGGAGAUCAAAGAGAAGAGCCUGAAACAGUUGACAGUGGAAUCUGGGAAAGCUGAACCUGACCUGAACUCUGUUGGCACUAAAAGGAAGAAAAUGGACGCUCGCAGUUACAAGGCCUUAUUUAAGCCACAAAAGAUAAAAUAUACCAUGCCAGAUGCUGCUGAAGAGUUGCCGAGACAAGAUAAACCACUUGCAGUUAAUGGCAGAGGAAUUAGUUCUGAGCCAAUAGGAAAGAGUGAGGCGAGCAGAGGAAGGGUGAUACGGAAUUUGGCAAAUGAAUUAUCCGGUACAGCUUCUGGUGUGGAUGUAUUGGAAAAUGAUAUUGACGGAAAAUUGUUACAAUCUUGCCUAGCACAUAGUGGUAACGACGAGGCUCCUCAACCUCCGGAUGGAGAUGGUUUGAAAGACCUUGAGAUUGGUUGUACUAUCAUAGACAUACUUGAUGAUGCAGAAGGGGCUCCAAUGAAUUGUAACUCUAUGAAGAAAGUGGAGGUUCCAGACUUAAGAUCAGUAGAUGGUUCAGAAGAGGAUGUCCAAUGCAUAGAGCCAAAAGGUACAAGGCUUAUUGACAUGGAUUUGGGCCCUAGUUCAACGCAUGCCAGCAAAGAUGUUUCUGUGAUUGUAGGGAGUGUUCCUUUGCAAUCAUCUGGACGCGAAGUUCAUCACCUUUUAGGGACUUGUAUCACAUGUUUGAGAAAGAAAAGGCUAGAUUAUGAUUCACCAGAAGAGGAGCUAUGCUCUUGUGGCGCAUCAUCAAACAUGUAUUCAAAUGACUUCUCUAAGGAUAGAGGGGAUCAGGAAGCUGCUAUUUACUCUGAAUCUUCUGGAAGAUGCAGCAGUGGUGAGCAUCUGAACGAGAUACAUUCAGAUCGUCAAAUGGGUGGUCCCGAGAAUGUGUGUGUCAUCUGCAAUCAAGGUGGAGAGCUCCUGUGCUGUAUUGGAAAGGGAUGCAAGAGAUGCUACCAUCUGUUGUGUCUGGAUCCUCCUUUAAGUGAUGUUCCACCGGGAGUUUGGCACUGUUUAUGGUGUGUGAAGAAGAAGGUUGAAUUAGGUGCCCAUUCAGUGUCACAAGGUGUUGAAUCAAUCUGGAAUGCAAGAGAAGUGGAGGUACCGAAUGCUGAAGGAGUGCAAAGGCAGAAGCAGUAUCUUGUUAAGUACCACGGCCUUGCUCAUGUCCACAACCAUUGGGUGCCGGAGAAACAAUUGCUUCCUGAAAACUAUUAUCUUAUUGCAGAAUUUAAUUCAAAACAUCAGGUCGUGAAGUGGAAUGCAGAAUGGACAGUGCCACAUCGUCUGUUGAAGAAAAGAUCAGUUAUCUUCCCUAGACAGCAAAAUAAGCUUCCGAUCACGCCUUCCAUUGAUAUCUCAGAUUUCCAGUAUGAAUGGCUUGUGAAAUGGCGUGGUCUUGGUUACAAGCAUGCUUCAUGGGAGUUAGAUAAUUCUUACACUCUAAGCUCCCCUCGAGGUCAGAACCUCGUGAAAGAUUAUGAAAUUCGUCUUCAGAAGGCAAAGAGAACAGUUGACAAGAGUAAAAAAGGAUCAUAUUUCGAGCUCUCAGAGCUUCCGGCAGGAGGAUCACUUCCGAAUUCUUACGAUCUAUUGAAACAUGUGAACAAGCUGCGCCAGUGCUGGUACAACAACCAGAACGCUGUUGUUUUUGAUAACCAGGAGUGGGCAAUGACUGUGAUUUUCUUUGUUCUAUCGUUGACUGAAGUCUGUCAGCCUUUCCUCAUUAUUGUGGCUUCAGAUGCAAUUUCUCAAUGGGAAGCUGAGUUCACACGACUGGCCCCAUCCAUUGCCGUCACAGUUUAUAGCGGAAGCAGAGAUGCAAGGAGAAGAAUUAGGACAUUUGAAUUUUAUGAGGAAGGGGGUUGCAUGAUGCUUCACGUACUCUUGUCUUCUCCAGAAGCUGUUUUUGAGGAUUUAGACAUACUGAGAUACGUAAGAUGGGAAGCAGUUAUAAUUGAUGAGUGCCAGCACUCUGGGAUAGAAAAUCAUUGGGAACAAAUUAAAAUGCUACCUACCGAUUCUAGGAUACUUCUUUUCAAUGGUCAAAUAAAGGAUACUGUAUCUGAGUAUCUUAAUCUACUAUCAUUGCUUGAUUCUCAUGAUGAUCUGGAUAAAUUUAGAGGCUUCAAGUCUGACACAAUUGAUAAUCUUGGUAAACUAAAAGAGAGAUUAUCACAUUUCAUUGCUUACGGCAGCAUUCCUGAGUUAUCCAAGUUUGUGGAGUAUUGGGUUCCUGUUCCAAUGUCGAAUUGCCAGCUUGAGCAGUACUGUGCCACACUUCUUUCAAACUCUAUCCCUCUUCGUUCUUGCUCAAAAAGUGAUCCUGUUGGGGCCCUCCGUGAUAUUCUUUUUACUGUCCGAAAGUGUUGCGAUCAUCCGUAUCUCGUGGACUCCUCUGUUCAAGAAGGCUUGAUAGCUGAGGGGCGUGCAAAUGAGCUUUUGGAUACUGGAAUAAAAGCAUGUGGCAAAUUACAGCUUCUUGACAUUAUACUUUCAGAGAUAAAAAAUCAAGGACAACAAGUGCUCAUACUUUUUCAGACAAUUGUUGGCUUAGGAGGGGCAUCAAUUGGAGAUAUAUUGGAUGAUUUUAUGCGUCAAAGAUUUGGUGUAAAUUCUUAUGAACGUAUUGAUGCUAGAGUUGCCCCAUCCAAGAAGCAUGCUACUGUGAAUCGUUUUAACAAGAAGGAAACUGGGCAGUUUGUUUUCUUACUAGGAAACCGUGCUUGUUCUUCAAGCAUUAAGCUAUCAUCAGUGGAUAUUGUUAUCAUAUAUGAUAGUGAGUGGAAUCCAGCAAACGAUUUGAGGGCGCUACAAAAGAUAUCCUUUGAUUCAAACUUUGAGCAGAUCAAAGUUUUUCGGUUAUAUUCAUCCUGUACUGUUGAAGAAAAAGCCCUGCUUCUGGCAAAGCAGGUUCUUAAUCUUGAUAACAAUCUGCAAAACUUAAGUAGGACCACUAGUGACACUCUGCUCAUGUGGGGUGCUUCUUAUUUAUUUAGCAAAUUGGACGAUUAUCAUGCUGAAAGCAGCCCUAUGUCUGUUUCAAACAUUUCAUCAGAGCAAUUGCUUUUGAAUGACACUACCAAGGAGCUCUUGGCCAUACUUCUUGGAAGCUGUGAUUCAGGUUGUAUCAUUUCAAAAGUUCAACUGGGUGUUGGACGUUACAAUAUAAAUCUUCCCCUUCUUGGAGAGGGAAAAAUUCAGUUGAAAGAUGGAGAAGAGGCUCAUGUUUUCUGGAGAAAUCUGUUGGAGGGUAGAAAUCCAAGGUGGAAGCAUUCAUGUGGGUUAACUCCACGUAAUAGGAAAAGAGUUCAAUUCUUUGAUGGAUUAAAUAGGAAUCCAGACACUGAGAGUGAUGAAAUUGGAAAGAAACGUAGAAAGGUGGCAAAUGAAAAUGUAGAUCCAGACUCAAUUGAAGUUGAACUCAGAGGGCAUCAAAUGACUCAAGCUGCUGGUUCUAAAGGAGGGUCUUCUAAAGCGGUAGCCACCAACAAGUCCCUAUCUUUGGAAGAAUCAACUUCUUGUCGAACUGACAAUGUUAAUCCAGAAAGCAACCCAAAUUUCAUAUCUGGUCAGAACUCUCUCGAUCCUGGAGUCCACGUAGACAAACCACAGGAAAUAGUAACAGCAUCCAAUGAGCAGAAGAGCCUCCAUAUUUUACUAAAAGGAGAGAUGUCAAGACUCUGCCAAAUCCUUAAAGUUUCGGGAGAUGUCAUGCAUACAGUGGAAAGAUUCCUUGAAUAUGUCAUCAAGAAUCACCAUGUCAGUAAUGAAUCACCCACCAUCAUUCAGGCUUUCCAGAUAUCUCUGUGUUGGAUUGCAGCUUCAAUCUUAAAACAGAAAAUCGAUAAGAAGGAUUCACUCAUGAUAGCAAAACAGUUUCUGAAUUAUGGAUGCACAGAAGAACAGGCAACCCAUGUUUAUUCGAAGAUGCGAUUGUUGAAGAAGAUGUUUUUGCAGUGCUCAGAGAACAACAAAGAAUCUAGAAAGGAUUGGUUGUUAUCGACAGAAGAUGUCAGCAAAGAAUCAUGUAAAGCUAAUGCAGGGAUACCACAAUUUUCAGCAGUUGACCUGCAAAGUGUGAAAUCUGAUAUUGAAAGAUCAGCAAAUAAAGAGCCUUCCAGUUAUCUGACUGUUUCAGAGCAUAAAAAGCCAAUGAAUGACAAAGUUGAUGAAUGUGAAAUUGAAGAAAAGUUAAAGAAAAUCCAGAAAAAGUGUGACAAGCGGUUGAAAAUACUUAUCCAGAAGCAGCAGGAAGACGUUAAGAAAUUCCACAGAAUUUGGGAGGAGAAAAGGGAGCGAUUGGAGAACGAACACAAAUUGGAGUCGGCCUGUAUCCGGUCUAUACAUGGUCAAGGUUCAGUAGCAAUCGACAAACUCAAGCUUUUGGAUUCCGACUUUGCAAAGAAAAUGGAAGAGUUCAAGCGCUUGAAGGACAUGCACGUUAAAGAUCUUGAGGCAAGUCAGUUAUCUGCAAGGAGUUACGAGAGACAAAAGGCAGCCAGUUGGUUGGCCAGAGCAAAAGCCUGCCAUAAUGAACUUAAAGAUGUUGAUGAGUCAGUUGGAUCUCAAUCUAAAGAGAAGGUUGGAUGCUCUGAAGCCUGUGCACAUAAUACGAUCUGUGCCCCUGAGAAUGCUGCCCCCAUUUUUAAACAGCAUACUGAAGACACAAAUCAUAACAAAGAUGUGCAUCUCAUGCAAGGGAAUGAUGUAGCACCAUCUAAUACGUGUGUCAUUACACAUGCUGAGACUGUAGGUAGUACUGUGCCUACUGAUACUGCUGAUCAUCUGUUAAGUAUAACUUCUGAAAGGGAGUUGGGGACAUGUUCCUUUGAGAGAACAUCCAUUGCUGAACUGCCCAUUGAAUUGAUUCAUUCCAGUCAUACCACUGAAGAGAUGGCUUCUGGAUACUUGCCUGGUUCUGGAGAACUGGUUUCUGAUGAAAUUUUAAUGGUUCCGGCGAGUGAAGAGAUUCCGACAGAGGUGCCUGCAAAUGUUUCUGAAGAUAGAGAUGGUAGUGAGUCAAUCGGUGGCUGUCUAAGUUUGGCAGAACAAUCAUUGUUACCUCUGACAGAAACAGUUGCUCCUUCAGAUGGUUCUUUGCCCCGAAGUCAUGUACUACUAGAAAGUUCAUCUGGGGAAUUUCGAGACGAAGAUGCACCAGUCUCAGAAAAUCAAAGUGCUUUGCAGGUUGAAGUUGCAAUCUCCAAACAUACUAACUCUGAAACCCCUGCACCGUCUAAUGACCAUCUUCCAGAAUAUCAAAGUACUUUGCAGGUUGAAGAUGGAACCUCGGAUUGUAUUGACUCUGAACCGCCUACACAGUCUAAUCAGGCACUGGUGACUGAGAAUCAUGAGCAGCUGCAGCCAGAUUGCAUUGAUGUAUCUCUCAGCUGUGAUCAAACACUGGCUACUGAAGUUGAACAUGAAAACCAUGAUAGAGAAAGAAUCCUAAUUCCAGAAACUUCUCCUCAAUUAUCUGCUGAACCGGAAUCACUUCCAUAUCAAAUCACAUCUCAAAGUGGGCAAGAUUUGGUAGAGCAUCCUCCAGUUGCUCUUAUGGGUUCAACUCUUGAUUUUGGAUUAGUUAAUCAAGUUGAUCACGUGCCAAAUGGUGAAUUGUUUGCCUUCUCCCAAAGUAAUGUGUCUAUGCCCCAAGCUACAGUAAAUACAGCCGAACUUCCAAAUCAAGUUCUGCUGCAAUCUGAAGUAGAUUUAUCUCAUGCUCGCGGGUCUGGCAACCUUGCAUCUCAGCCUGCUCAUCAAGUCCCCUCUUGGUAUCCAUCGCCAUCUUUGCAUGCUGAACCACUUCAAAAUGAAUUAUUAAGGAUCAGUAAAGAGACAGAAAAGGCAGUUAAAGUUCAUGAAGAUUUGAAGUUGUUACUGAAAUCUGAGUGUGAGAAGGAGAUACAGGAAGUUAUUGCUCAAAUACAAAAUAAAUACGAGGCAAAACUUCAUGAUGCUGAAACAGCAUUUCUGCUGAAAAAGAAUGAACUUGAUAAGAAUCAUAAUAAAGUUCUUAUGAAUAGAAUAUUGGCUGAGGCUUUCAGAUCAAAGUGCUUGGAUCUUAGGCCUCCUGGGCCUCCUGGAAUGCAGCUAGCUAUGUCUUCCAGUUUCAUGCAGCAGCUGCAGCAGCUAUCAAUGCAACGCCCUGUGAGACACCCAGUAUCUUCAGUUUCCCAACCUCAGACUAUGGUUCCUACUGUACAGGCUUCACAACAGCUACCACUGCCAAAUUCUACUGCACCAUCCCCCGUCUUUGUUUCUUCUUCGAGACGCCAUCCUCGGAUUGUGACUCCAACUGUACAAGCUGCACAUCAGCCAUUGCUGCCACAUUCUGCAGGACCUCCCCCCGGCUUUGUUUCUUCUUCGGGUUGCCAACCUGCUGCCAGCCAGCAUAAUCCCACACCUGCUGUACAAACUGUACGCCGUGCAUCAGCUCGUUUGUCAGGCUUACCGACCAGACCCCCACGCAUAAGUGCCAUCACACCUUCCACAGGUAAUCUGCGCGUAGGAGAGGUCCGUUCUCCAGCCCCACAUCUUCAACCUUUCCGGCCUUCAGCAUCUGCCUCUGCAGCCAGUCUCCCUUUGCCUUCGCAUUCGCAAGCUACGCCUAGCCAGCAGUCACCAACACCCCGUCCUGCAACUUCUCCAUUUUCUCAGAACACGCCUCAACGAACACCACAUUCUCAGGUGCCGCCACUGCCGACAACGAAUCCCAUUUCUCGUAAUAGACCUCAGCCUGAAAGUAGGCUGUCCGCUCCUCAUAACUCGUCUCAAUCUGCUGUUCAGUUGCUUAUGGACAUGGAUCUUCGACCUCGUGUACAUGGACAUAAUACUUCUGCAUCUGUACCUGAUGGUACAAAUUUUGGUUCGUUGGAGCAGUCCAACCUUGAAACGCUUGGUAAUGCUCAUGGUACCCUCCCCUCUUCAGUUGCUACCGCAGACGUCUUUCGACCAGUCGCCGCCCUCUCUCUCUCGCACCGCCACCACGCCGCCUGCCGUGCGAAGCAGAUAUUACAGUUUUCACAAGCCUCGGCCGUCACUCUCUCCUCACUGCCGACCAACUCUCCUCUCUCUCCGUCGUCUUCUUCUUUGUUCUCAUCAGUGUCGUCGCCGAGACAGCCAGCCACCACCACAUCGCUGGCGCCCCAGCAACCCGGCUCACAGCCGAUGCGCCUCACCUUCUGGCGACGCUCACCUUCUCCAGAAGCUCUGUGCCGAUUGCCUUCUCUAGGAGCUCUGCGUCGAUCACCAAGAGGUCCUAGGGUGUAUUGA
This is a messenger RNA of Fraxinus pennsylvanica, 7665 nucleotides long. The record is from the annotation of a GenBank genome assembly. Lineage: Eukaryota; Viridiplantae; Streptophyta; Magnoliopsida; Lamiales; Oleaceae.